This is a messenger RNA of Sodiomyces alkalinus F11, 1361 nucleotides long. RefSeq lists its product as hypothetical. Bases 110 to 970 code for a protein of 286 amino acids. The transcript has 3 exons. Lineage: Eukaryota; Fungi; Ascomycota; Sordariomycetes; Glomerellales; Plectosphaerellaceae. The record is from RefSeq and is a predicted model, not a curated record.
CACAUCGCACUUUUUUUCUGCCGCCCUCCUCGCGAUUGGGAGCCACCCCUUAAGUCCCAACUUCCUAACACGAAUCCGUGACCGUGACCGUCUCUUGGAACCGGUAACCAUGACAUCCACGAAGCGGCUGCUCUUCGGAGCUUCUUUGAUCCUCGCUACCGUCCUCCCCGCUCCAUGUCUCGCCCAUUCCGAGGAAGACUUUGACAAUAUGGGCCCCAUGGACUUCAUGUGGCCUCCUGAUCGCCAAUGGGUCGACGAUGAGAUGGGCAUGACCGGGCCCUGCGGUACCAACCAAGGUCCCACCGACAGGACUGAAUUUCCCCUGACCAACGGUGCGCUGUCUCUGGAACAGAAGCAGAAUGUCUACGACGUGCAAGUCUCCAUCUCCUUCGACAGAGACCCCACUGAGAACAACAACUUUGACGUUCUCAUUCCCCAGGAACGCAUGCGUUUCAUGGACUGGUCUCACGUCUGCAUCGGCCUCCCUUCCAUUUCCCUCCCUGCCGGUGCCGGUGCAGGUGACGACUCGACCAAUGCAACCAUCCGUCUCCGGUACACCGCCGAGUACGUCGACCCGGACCACCACCACCGCCGUGGUGACAUGGUGAAGCGCCACAUGGCUGCCAACGAGACCUUCUACUCCUGCGCCGACGUCACCCUCGUCCCCGCCGAGGCCUUUACGUUCGACAUUCCGUGUUUCAACUUUACCGGCGACUUUGAAUCGCAUAGUCAUGAUGACGAUCACGACGACGACCACGAUGACGAUAUCAACGACGACGACGACGACGACGAGGAUGACAGCUCAUCGGGACUAUCCAGGGGGGCCAUCGCUGGUAUUGUUAUCGGAUCUGUCGCUGGGGCUGGCGUAUUGGCUACCGUGGCUUGGUACUUCUGGAGGAGGGACCGCCGCGAGAAGCAGAUUGCUGAGCGCAUGAUCUAUGAACAUAACAAAAUCGUGGGCUCGGAUUGAUGAAUGGAACUACUUGAUUCUUGAGGGAUCAGAUUCAAGGACCAGCCGUUGAAGGGGGCGGGCAGGGGACGGACAUAAUUAUCAACGUUGUAACGCCUGCAACGACUAUUUAAUGGGCACCCGCUCGCAGGAACUGGGCUACGAAAUCCGCACAAAUACUCAGAGACUCAGCGCCAAUCUAGAAACGAGCUGAGUGCCGUAGACGCUUUACGGCUUGCUCCCUUCGGGCCAAUUUAGACAAGGCAGGGAAACUGGAGCCUAGGUUAAACCAAAGCACCGACAUUGCCAAGCCGCAAGACGAGCAAGAAUAUAUAUUUGUAUACGUUGGAUCUCAAUAUAACAUCAAAUGCUUUCAGUUCCCUUGCCAACGACAGCGAGGGCGCUGGCUCAG